Candida tropicalis MYA-3404 is the source of this 2943-nucleotide messenger RNA. RefSeq names its product Kap120p (gene KAP120). NCBI's taxonomy places the organism in Eukaryota, Fungi, Ascomycota, Pichiomycetes, Serinales, Debaryomycetaceae. The transcript has a single exon. Gene Ontology annotation, molecular function: small GTPase binding. Gene Ontology annotation, biological process: protein import into nucleus. Gene Ontology annotation, cellular component: nuclear envelope; cytosol. The record is from RefSeq and is a predicted model, not a curated record. Bases 1 to 2943 code for a protein of 980 amino acids.
AUGGAUUUGAAUUACGAAAACUUGGUAUCUACAUUAACAUGUGCCAGUAAAUCAGAAAGAAGUUUAGAACAACAAAAUGCUGAUUCUCAAUUGAAGAAAUGGGAAGUUGUACCAGGGUACCAUUACUUAUUACAGGACGUGUAUUUAAAUACCGACCAGCCAUUACAGAUUCGUUGGUUAGCUAUUAUUUGUUUCAAGAAUGGUGUUGACAAGUAUUGGCGUGGAUCUCGUGCCAAUUCAAUCCAGAAAGAUGAAAAACGUCAGAUUAUAGCGAGAACUAUGGACUUGAUAAACGAACAGAAUAACCAGUUGAUGAUUCAAAAUGCCCAUUCGAUAUCGAAGAUUGCCCGAUUUGAUUUUCCACUGGACUGGCCAAAUUUGUUUGACGAUAUAGUCAAUAGUUUGGAGAAGUAUGUUUUUGUUGAGAAUAAUCUUGUGGCUACAAACAACAUGUUGAUUAUUUUAAAUAGAAUUAUCAAAACUUUGUCAACAGUCCGAAUUGGCCGUUCCCGUCAUGCAAUGCAGGCUAAAGCACCAAUUGUUGUAAGUCUAUUAAUCAAAUUAUACUCCAAGUUCUUCACUAUUUGGACUUCAAAUUUAGACUAUACUGUCAUGCAGAUUUGUUAUUUAUGUUUAAAGAAUUUAAGAAGAAUAAUCCCUGAAGGGUUUGACCAACCACAUAAAGAUCAUGAUGUGGUUGAAUUUUUGAGCAACACAAUUGAUCAUUUACAAGCUAUAGUUCUGGAAAACGAAAAGUACAAUACUGAUCUUUUAGAAAGAUAUGUCAAGUGUUACAGCAAAUUAUAUGUUGCAUUGAUUAGAAACAACCCAACCAGUUUUGUAUUGUUACCGUGUUGUGAAAAGAUUCUUACUACGUUUUUGUCAUUGUUGGAACAAAAAGCUGAGGUUAUUUAUAACUCUACAGAGGAUAACGAUUUUUGGGAAAUAUUGGCAUUAAGAAGUUUCAGCAUAUUGAAGAAAGUUAUGGCAUACGUUUAUCGUAAGGGAGCAAUCACAUUGAAACAAAGAAAUGAUAAAAUGGAAGUUCAAACUGCAAUUAACAAAUUGGGAACACAAUUUUUCACUGCAGACUUGGUUCAGAAUCUUUGUAAUUUGAUUAUCACUUGGUAUCUACGAUUGAAACCUUCUGAUCUUGAAAGUUGGUUGUUAGAACCAGAAGAAUGGUGCAAUGAAGAGUUAUCAAGCAGUUGGGAGUACCAAGUACGCCCAUGUGCAGAAAACUUUUAUCAAGAUUUAAUCAAAUAUUUCCCUGACUUUUUAGCAGGUUUUGUUUUGAACAAAAUCAGUUCAGGUUUAAUGGAAAAUGCCACUGUUGAUAAAAUUCUCAUUAGAGAUUCUAUUUUGUGCAUAUUUCAACUUUCUGGCCAUGCUAUUAAUGAGCAUGUUAAUUUUGAUAAUUUGUUGGAAACCGUGUUUAUCCCAGAAGGGUUGAAAAAUGAUGUGGUUGAAAAUAAAAUCAUAAAGAGAAGAGUCUGCUUAAUUAUUACCGAAUGGGUUAGCAUUCAAUGUUCGAGAGAACUGCGUAUUGCAAUUUAUAAACUAUUACUUAAUUUCUUGCGUUCUGACAACCAAGUUAAUGAUAAGGUGGUGAAAAUAUCUGCGGUACAAGCACUCCGUGUUGUAGUUGAUGAUUGGGAUUUCAGCAAAACCGAUUUCCAACCAUUCUUGAAUGAUUUUGUUAAAUUAAUGUUAGGCUUAUUGAACGAGUUCAGUUUUACGGAAUCAAAGUUAUACAUUUUAAACACUUUGGCAGAUAUAAUCGAAAAAUGUAACCCAUUGGUUGAUUAUCAAACAUUGAUUGACAUUUUACAAAUUAUACCUCCUAAUUGGGAAACAGGCGAAAGUGAACAAAUUAUUAAAACAUCUUUGUUGAGAGUGUUGAAAAGUUUAGUAAUUUCAUUGAACGAAAAUUCACCAGAAACCCAUGCUAUUGCCAUACCAUUAAUUACAGCAUGUUGCUCUGAGAAUCUGGAUGCUUAUUUACUUGUUUCUGAAGAUGGAUAUGAUUUGUGGCUAGCAUUGUUACAAUUUUGUCCUCCUCGAGCUGAACCAAAUCCGGAGAUUGUGCAACUUUUUGAAAUGAUUCCAUUUGGGUUAAAAAAUUCAACAGAAAUUCUUCCUACAAUUUUGUCAAUCAUCAGAAGUUAUGCAUUGUAUUCCCCACAAAUAUUCUCAGAAGUCUUCUCCACUGAGAUAUUUAAAGUAUUAGGAGAGUAUUUGAGCUCUAUGAGAGACGAUGCAUAUGUUAUUUUCAUUUCUUUGAUGGAUAUAUUAUUGAUCAACCCUGAAGACGAAAUGAUUGAUAAAGUUGUAACCAGUGGAUUGUUUAAUUCUAUGGUUGCAUAUGUGAUGAACAAUGAUAUGAAUAAUUUUCUCAUCACUAAGAUGUUUUUGUUAUUAUCUCGUAUUGCAAGAAAAGAUUACUUCCUCAAACUUUUAGGGAUGUCGUCUGUUGAUAUUUCAACAUUUUUCAAGAGAUGGUUAGAAUAUUAUGGUCACAAUGGUAGUCCAAGAAAUAAGAAAAUCAAUUUAAUGGGAUUACUUUUUGCAAUCUCGUAUGGUAUUCCAGAAAAAGUCGAAGUUUUAUGGGAAGUUUCUCCGCAAGUCAUCAAAAACACGUUGUAUUUCCUAGAAGAAGUCAAUGAGGAUACCAAUGGUACUUGUGAUGCAUAUAAUUCCAAUUUAGUUUAUGAAGACAUCGAUGACUAUUCCUAUUUGGAUCCUGAUAUUAAAGCCAAUGGAGAGAAAUUAAGAUAUCAUCAGUUAUUGAAUCAAUAUGAUCAAGUGUAUUCCGUCAACUUGUUGCAAUUAUUAAAGACAUGUGUUAUUGGAUUAAAAGAUAGGUUAACUAAUGAUGAAUUCAACACCUUAAUGCAAUUAAAUGAUAGUUAUACUAUAGAGAAAUUACAGGAAUUGUUGUAA